AUGUGUUUUCAUACGCUUAAUAUCUAUCUAUCUAUCUAUCUAUCUAUCUAUCUAUCUAUUUAUCUAUCUAUCUAUUAUUUUCUCACAGCCCACUUACCAGCUAAUUUUCUCGUCGACUGUCUCUCAUUCUUACCUACUCUAUCGUUUGCCUGUUUAGACAUGUACUCUAAACACACCUACCGCUUCUCCUCCUCCAGCCCGCCUGCAUUCACUGUUCUUUCUGCUUUUCAUUUCAUCCAAUUUCAUUUUCUUUUUUCCUUCUUUUUAUCAUAUUUCUUGAAAUAUAUCUCUUUCUACCUCGGUCUUCAAAUUAUUAGUUACUUUGUCUUAUAUCUUUUUCAGUCUCUUCUUCUCCUCCUCCGAGCUCUUUCUCUUUCUCUCUCUCACUAUGUCUGUCCAUCUAUCUAUCUAUCUAUCUAUCUAUCUAUCUAUCUAUCUAUCUAUCUAUCUAUCUAUUACAAUGAAAUUUGCUCGCAGCUAAGAUUUUUUAUCUAUCUAUCUAUCUAUCUAUCUAUCUAUCUAUCUAUCUUUUCAAGAUUCAUUUAUUUAUGGUUAUACAAAAAAAAAGUGGAUAUGGAUGAGGGAUAUGUAGUUUCUGAAUAUGAAAUAUACUUAUUUCAGUCUACAUCUAUCUAUCUAUCUAUCUAUCUAUCUAUCUAUGUUAAAAUCUAUAUAUUAUGUAUCAGCGCUUACCUUUUCUUGCACACAUACUAA
Messenger RNA from Acanthosepion pharaonis, 714 nucleotides. NCBI's taxonomy places the organism in Eukaryota, Metazoa, Mollusca, Cephalopoda, Sepiida, Sepiidae. The record is from the annotation of a GenBank genome assembly.